AUGGCACAACUCGGAAGCUUUAACGAUGUUUCAGGUGAAACGGAGGAGAAACUUACAUAUGAAGUUAUUGGAGAAGUAGCAGGUCCAGUUUCACCAGAAGAGAAGGGUAUUUGGAACGAGAAAUUGCCCAACAAAAGCUUUCAGUAUUCUAUCAAUGACAUGCAAGAAAAAUCUGAGGCAGUUUGCAUGGAUACAAGAGACGAAAUUCCAGCAAAUAUUUUGCCUCAGGAUAAUGAAAGUGAAACUUCAAUGCAAGGUGCUGAAACCGGAGAAGUCAAUGCUAGUGCUUUUGGUAAUGGCACUCAAGCUUUGCCAUCCGAGGAAAGGACCACGCCUUUCACUUCAGAAUCUUUUUCAAUAAGCCCUCUUGAUCAUGCACUGGUGGAUGGAGAAACGAAUGCCAGUGGUGGAAGAGUUGUGUGUCAUCCUUUCAUUAAAGACUUUGCUGCUAGUGGUGAAACAGCUGUUGUACAAGAGGACAAUAUGGUGGAGCAAAAAGCAACAUCACCCCUGAAAGCUGAGCUUACUGAGUGCAGUGGUGUCAAUGUGGAUGCAGAGUUGCAUGACCCCAAUAUGAGUGUCACAAUCAAAUAA
Molecule: messenger RNA, 594 nt
Organism: Hibiscus syriacus
Lineage: Eukaryota; Viridiplantae; Streptophyta; Magnoliopsida; Malvales; Malvaceae
Exons: 3
Coding region: 1-594 (197 amino acids)
Source: RefSeq, a predicted model, not a curated record